CCCACCGGAGUACAGGUGAGCAGCAUGACUAAAACCAACACACACCAAACAGGAAGGAGCAGGAAUUUUAUCUGUCACUGCGAUUGCUGCACACUUGGUCACCUGCAGCCUAUUAUAUUUAUCUUUGCGGGGUGGUUCUGGACAGAAAAUGGACAUUGAGAGGAACUAGAUAAAGCACAGCAACCUUUCAUCCUUUUAUCUACAGCUGAAGCCUGGUCCGCCAAACAAAACAGUUUUUUACUGACUGGGUGAACAACCAGAACGCAGACAUCAAAUGUUGACAUCUUUUCUACAAGGAGCAAAACAAACAAACUGAAAAUCUAAAUGGUGGAGCUGCCGACUGCAGAAUUACUGUAUUCAUGACAAAUACUUAGUUUUAGUGUGCUGAUGCAUUUCAGUAUUAAUCAAAACUACCCCCUGAAGAAAUACAAACAAUCCUUCUCAAUUGUGAUUUUGUGAAUAAACAAAAUAACUGAAAUUGAUUAUCCUGCCUUUAAAGGCUGUGUCUGGAUUUAAUGUGUGAUAAAUAACACAGAAUACCAGAAUAAAGCAAUUUUAGUUGAAUACAUUGGCGCUAUGAAUACAAACAAGUCUCUGGAAUGACCUUUUCAGAGUAAAAUGUUAUUGCUCACAUGCACCUAACGGCAGGAAGCUGCCAUAUACACAGUUCCCCUUCAUGUCACUGUAGAGUUAUGAUCUCCAAGAUAAAGGGCAGAUCCUUUUCUCCGAAAGAAAAAUAAUCUGCGGGCUGGAGAUUGGGAUGCAGACGAAAAGCAUGUUUUGGUGACCAAAAUAGCAGAGGAGGAAGAGCAACGUCUGGGAAAGAAAAAAAGGAGUAUUAGAGAGAUGCGAAUAGAGAAAGUGGACUGCUUCUCAGCCUUCUUUGCCAGAGUUUCAACAGAGCACAACAAACUUGUGCAAUUUUCCUGGCAAUUGUCCAUGGGAGUGUAUCGAAGGUACAUCGGAACUGACCCUCCUAGGAGGUCCUGUUAGAUCGAGAAUAAUGCUUCAUGAAGACCAAAGCAAGAGCACACUUCUUCCAUCAAAUUUCAGCUGACUUCAGGACAACAUUUUGAAGGAUUAUUGCUGAAAAGGGACCGGAAGCAGCAACUUGGAAAGCUGAGCUAUUCUUUUCUUUGUCCUUUUUUGUGUGUUUUCCUGUAUUUCUAAACACACUAACUGCCUGCCAGUGAGCACUAAAACUUCCAUCUUCCAACUGGACCGACAGUUUUAUCUAAUUAGGAGAGAAGAUUGAGCUGACUGGAACGAAACACUUGUAUAUCCCCCUGCCAAAGGCUUUUGCUUCUGCUUCUGCAGAAUCAUUUUACCGUGGGUAGCAUGGAGAUGGACAAGGGACAUACGUCUGUCAGGAGGGGAGUGAGCUGGAGUCCAGGAGGAUUGAGAAAACCUCUUCAGGCAACGCAAAACACGCACACUCCAGGGACAGAGUGCAAUGCAUCAUGGGAGACGACAGGAUUCAACAAAGAACAGAUGAGCCGGAAAACAAAUCUGACCAGGAGCGCCAGUUUAUCAGAGAAGGAGCUAAAGGAGGCUCGUGUCAGGAGUCAGAUCAUCGCUGCUCAGCUCACCGUCCCUUCCAACUCCAGCUCCAGAGGCGUGCAACUCUUCAACCGGCGCAAGCAGAGGGUCAGCGCCUUCACGCUUGAAAGCUGCGGAGAGGGGUCAGGCGGGGACAGAGUUGAGAACGUGAAAACAGACCCCUCAACUAACCAACUAACAUGGGCAGAGAGGAGCACUGAAGAAAAAGAUAGAGACCUGAACUUUAAGAAUAGCAAGCCACUCUUGUCACCACCUGGGACGGUACGUUCAGCUGGUGAUAUCAUGGAGGAACCCGGUAAAGAUUUCUACAAGGAAGACGACAUGGAGGAUAGUGUUAUCCAAGAGAGACAUUUCCUCCCUGUUAAGGAAGAGCAGGAGGAAGAGGAAGAGGAAGAGGCAAGAGAUAAAAUCCACAAGGAGCUCGAGGACAAAGUCAAGGAUGAGAUUCCCCCUGGAAGUAAUAAUACUGAUCCAGUUCUGAUGAGACAUGCUGAAGGGGAGGCAGAGAUAAAUAGGGGCCAUACAGGGCCAGUUCCCCCUGGAAAGCUUCAUAAUGGCUGCCACAGUACCUCUGGACCUGGGAGAGUGCCUGUUCCAACAUCCAAGCAGACAAGCACCAUCAUCAAUCGAACUGCCAGGCCCUUUUUUUCGCCGCUGACAGUGCAGUCACCAGAGGCAGCCAGCCCUGUCAUGGACAUUCCCCCUCCUCCUUCUUACGACACUCCUCCUCUCCCUGCUUUCACUGCUCCUCAACCUUUGGCGUUCUCACCUCCUCCUCCGCCUCCGUCAUAUCCCACACCUCCUUUACCGGCCUUUACAAACCAGCCUCCGCAAACCUACUACUCCAGUCCACCACUGAUGUCUCCUGUCAUGUCCCCUCCACUGCCCGAGUUCCCUGUGUGUUCUGUGUCUCAGUACCCACCCAUGCCUCAUUAUGGUCCUCCCACAGCUCCAAAGCCCUCCACCUUUGUUCCUCAGCCUGCUGGAGAGAGGAAGCUGAUAACACCAAUGAAAUCAGGAAUACUUGAGGAGGGUGCUGCUAGAAGGGGAAAUAGGAAGUCAAUGUUCACAUUCAAAGAGAAGACAGUGGUAGCGCCGAACCCUGAGCUGCUCUCUCUGGUGCAGGGGGUGGAUGAAAGGAAGAAACAUGGACAUAGAUCUAUGCCUGAGCCAGCAUCCGAGGAAGAGUUGCUGGCGCUGGGGGCAGAGGCCUCCAACUUCCUCGCCAAGGAAGAGGACAGGGCAGAGGAGGCAAGAUCUCCAGAGUGGGCUUCCUGCCUCAAAACCUCCAGGACCCGUCCGAGGGCAGAUCACAUGCCAGAGCAGAGCCUCACCAAUGUAUCAGGAAAGGGGGCUGAGCUGUUUGCAAAGCGUCAGUCCAGGAUGGAGAAAUAUGUGGUUGAGAAGCAAAAUUCAGGACAGAUUAGGUCUCCUUCUCCCACUAUGUCUCUGCCACCAUCUUGGGUGUACCCAGCAAACAUGCCCGGCAGGGUCAAGGCUAUUGCUAAAAACUCUGACAUGGGUGCUCAGCUUUCACAAAACCUACAGGCCCAACAAGCAGUCAAGCAAAAACCAAGACAAAAAGCUCCAGCACCAGAGCCAAUUCCAGAGCCUCCUUUAGAAAAUGGUUGCUCCAAGAUAGAGAUGGACCUGUCAAGGCACCGGCCCUACCAGCUUUCCUCUUCCCUCUUCAUCCUUAACCCAGUCAAGGACCCCCUUAGUACCUUACCCAGAGGUGCACCGCAGUCCAAGAACCUGAUAUCUACCCAGCCUUUCUCGAGACAGACUGCCUUACUUCAUAACCCUCCUUCUCACUUCAGUACCCAGCAUAUGUCUUCACAGAUGCCUCUCAGCCCCACAAGAGGAGGAGCAGAAUAUCCACCAAAUCCAGCCUAUGGGCAGCCAAGGAUCAGUUCUCCUAUGUCGGCCUUUUCUCCAGAGCGAGUGUCCUCUCCUCGGUCAGGGGUCCAGGCACCAAGGCCCAUGUUUUCUGCAAAGAAGGCAGGGAUUGCACCACAGACACCAAAGGAUUCCUCCUCAGUUGAAACCCCCAGUGAGACUCCCACGCCAACCAGGACGCCCAUCCUCACCAGACGUUUCAGCAGCCCAGAGGGCCCUGCCACUGGGACCUGGACUCCCAGCAUCCAAACUAAUCGGCCGUCCACUACCAUCACUAGCCGCUCAGUUACUUCUCCUGUAUCCUCGCCCAGGGGUACAAGAUGCCAAUCCCCUAUGGCCAGUCAGAAUAUCCAAUUUUCUGCGGUUACCUCCACUACAACAUCUAGACCCUCUCAAACAUUUACAGCCACCUCUCCACGCUCACCUCCUUGGGGUUCAAGAUGUCAGUCCCCAAUGGUAAACCAGAAUACCCAGUCCUCUAGCAUCUCCUCCAUUACUGGUUACAGACCAUCCCAGACGUCUAUGACUACUUCCCCUCUUUCUCCUCCUUGGGGUUCAAGAUGCCAGUCCCCAAUGGUAAACCAGUAUACCCAAUCUUCCACUGUCACCUCCACAUCCACAUCCAGGCCAUCCCAAACAUCUACAGCCACAUCCCCACGCUCUCCUCCUUGGGGAUCAAGAUGCCAGUCCCCCAUGUUGAGCCAAAAUAGCCAGUCUUCCACCAUUUCCUUUGUUCCUACUUCCAGACCAACCCAAACAUCAAAAGCCACAUCUCCUGUUUCUCCUCCUUGGGGCUCACGUUCCCAGUCUCCUGCACUCUCUCAGACCAGUUUAUCCUUCCCUGCGACUAAACCUCUGUACACAUCUUCUGCAACAUCUUCUGUUCCCCCACCCAAAGACAGUCGCUGCAUGUCACCCAAUGUUAAUAACCCAGACUCUAAAGCCAACCAUCGCCUCCUGGCCAAGAACAUCAUCAAUGCAGCCAAACGUAAAAACAGCCCCUCCCCUGGAGCACUGAGUGGUCACAGCCUCCCCAUCUCACCACUGGGAAAUUCCCACCAUGGCUACGACUGUCACAAACCACCCAUCAGCCAUUUCCAGUCACGGGCAUUUGGGGCCCAGUCCCCUACCUUCACCAGUCCUCCUCCAACCCCAACACAGAGGAUUUGCUCCCCUGUGAGGCUCUACAACACUCGCUCCCUCACCGACUCUGAUGCCUCUGUUGAGUCUGAAGACUCAGGCCUCCGAUCACCCGGCCUGCACUCCUACAACACCUGCCCCCGGGGUUGGGGCGGUAGCCUGAGGGUGAAGAGAAGCACUGUCUCCACGGACCUGUGAGGGUGCAUGAUUUGAGUUUUCAUAGACUUUGGGGCUUCUGAUGGCAUUUCAUCAGCUAAAGGAAGAUACCUUUCUGUAACUUUAAAAACCGAUCCUGGACAAUGAUAAAUGUUGUAUCAAGCUAGUAUUAGUAUUUUAUAUGACUCACAUUCAUAGUAUGGACUGACAAGAACAAGCUCUUUACAUAACGCAGUUGCUGUGGCUUGUACGCUUCUUACAUACCAAAAAGACUGAAAAUACAGUAACCAUAGAUAUUUUAAUUCACUUCAAUUUAUGUUAUACUUUCUACACCAAACAUACAUUCACAUACAGCCACUCUCUAACUUAAAUAACGUUUAAGUAAAUGGUUUUUUUAAUGUUAUAAAUUAAUAAUCAUUAUGUUUGCUGGUCUGACGCAAGUCAAAAUGGGAAGAGACUUAAAGAAUUGUAAGGCAUAGAAGGGACACAUGGAAUGAGUAAUGUAUAAAUAUAUAGCUCAUUGGACUGUACAGGCAUUCUUAUUGUAUUAGUAAAGGAACACAAUUAACUAUUCAGUGAAUAUUGAUUUAGAUUAUACUGGAUAAAAGGAGUUUCCAUUAUUUUUCCAUAACGAAAGCACAGUGGUAGGUGGGACACAUGCUAAUCACAUUAUCAUACAGGGUCACAGUAUUCACCACAGCUUAUUAUCCAUUUUAAUCAAUGGAAAAUAAAUCAUAUGCAUAAUUAUCGCAGUGCAAUAAUCAAUUUAACACAGUGUAUGUUAUGUAUGUUAUAUGUUGAUUUAUGUACUGUAUUUGCUAAAAUGAUUGUAAGCUUAAUAACAGACAGAUUGACGGAGAAUGACGAAGAGAUGAAGAGAUGAAGAGAUGAAGAGAUGAAGAGUUAUGAGGAGGUUCGAUGGGGCAUUGACGGAGCUGUUCAAUCAAACACUGUUUCCAUGAUUCAGGAGAACGUUUUUUUAGCUAACGUUUAAACAUUGAUGAUGGACAACUUAAUGAACAAAUAUUAGCUGUCAACUUACAAAUGAAAUGGCAUAUUGAUUGUAAUACUCACAUUGGAGAUGGAUGUUUGUGUACCACAAUUUAUGUCACUUUUGCUGACCACCUGUAAUGUCUUUCAUGAGGAACAGAUUAACAUAUUCUGUGCCUGUACUUAUUGUACAAAGUGCCUGUUUGGAUGAUCAAAAGCGUAUGUCGGAGAAGGUACAACAAAACGUUGUUAAAAAAGGUUAGAAGAAUGUUGUAUGUUGUGAAAUAUUAAUCUAAGUGUUUGUGAGAAAAGGAUCAAAGGAAUGGAAUGUAUUUUAAAUACAUACAUAACUCUACUGUGCAUUCUCUUUAACUUCUGAAGAUUAUUUUUAUACUUGAUUUGCACUUCUGUUCAUUCCAUUUCAAGUUGGCAUUGUUUAAAAAUUGAUCUGCUCAAACAGGUGUCAUUCCCAAUAAAACCAGCAAAUAAUUGUCCUUCUGUAACAAUGAUAACAUUCCUGCACGAUUGAAUAUGUUGAAUUAGCUGUAAACCUCACUGCUGCCUUCAAACCACAUCUGUUUUUUUGUUUACGCCAUUUGCAUCUUGCCCAGUCCUGUGCCAUCGCACACAACAGAUCAUAUCUUCACUCCCUGACAUGUAGGCCAAAAGCAUCAGCACAUUUAUAAAUAUUUACUUCUGUGUGUCUUUCUGAGUGACAGGGACACCUGCUACACGGUGACCUGGCUCCUUCAGCAGGAUUAAGCCUAUUGCUGUCAUGGAUAGGUUUCAACCUGGGUCAUCUCUGGACAAACCAAACACUGCUGACAUCCUCAAACACAGCAAAUAAUUAUUGAAUGUUUGAGUAUUGCAAGCAGAUUAUUUUAGGGGGGUUUGUGAUGGCAUGCCUGCAUUUUUUCUAUCAAUACAGUUAAUUUUUCUUUCAUUUCAUAACUGUAUGAUGUCUGAAAAUUAAUGCAAAUAAAGUGAUGACACGACAAUUCAAA
Cottoperca gobio is the source of this 6749-nucleotide messenger RNA. RefSeq names its product synaptopodin (gene synpo). Gene Ontology annotation, molecular function: actin binding. Gene Ontology annotation, biological process: positive regulation of actin filament bundle assembly. Lineage: Eukaryota; Metazoa; Chordata; Actinopteri; Perciformes; Bovichtidae. The coding region runs from base 1339 to 4797 and encodes 1152 amino acids. The record is from RefSeq and is a predicted model, not a curated record. Gene Ontology annotation, cellular component: nucleus; Z disc; actin cytoskeleton. The transcript is spliced from 4 exons.